CACCUCGCUCUCUCUCUCUCUUUCGUAUCCUUUCUGUCUUGUCCUUUGUGUGUCACAGUUCACUUCUCUCUCUUUCUUUCUCUUUGCUCAAUGCAUAAAAGAACGAACCACCGUCACCACCACUACUCCGAUCUCUUUCUUUAGAGCAAACUACUUAUUCAACAACCAAAAAUGCGGGCUUCAUUGCCCUUCUUGAUUCUAGCAGUGCUAGUGUCUGUGUCGGUGGUUAACUGUGCCAGUGUUCUUCCUUUGGAAAGAAUUUUUCCUUUGAACCAUCCGGUCGAACUCGACCAACUCAGGGCUCGCGACCGGGUCAGACACUCCCGUCUCUUGCAAGGUUUUGUUGGUGGCGUUGUCGACUUCCCAGUUGAAGGCUCUCCCGAUCCAUAUCUUGCUGGGGUCAAUGGAUCUUCAAAUCCCUUACUCUAUUUCACAAAAGUGAAGCUGGGCUCUCCUCCAAGAGAAUUCAAUGUCCAGAUUGAUACAGGAAGUGAUGUCUUAUGGGUCAGCUGCAGUUCCUGCAGUAAUUGCCCUCAAUCUAGUGGUCUUGGAGUUCAGCUCAAUUACUAUGAUGCUGCUAGCUCAACAACUGCUUUGCCAGUCCCAUGUUCACACCCUAUUUGUACUUCAGAAAUGCAAACGACAGCAACUCAAUGCUCUCCGCAGAGUAAUCAGUGCAGUUACUCAUUUCAAUAUGGAGAUGGAAGUGGGACGACAGGCUACUAUGUAUCUGAUACAUUUUAUUUUGAUGCUGUUUUGGGAGAGUCUUUGAUUGCUAACUCUUCAGCAGCUAUUGUCUUUGGAUGUAGCACCUUCCAAUCUGGGGAUUUGACUAAGACGGAUAAAGCAGUUGAUGGAAUAUUUGGGUUUGGCCAAGGUGAUCUCUCUGUCAUAUCACAGUUGUCAUCCCAUGUGAUAACACCCAGAGUGUUUUCUCACUGCUUGAAAGGACAGGGGGGCGGUGGUGGCAUUUUGGUUCUUGGUGAGAUUUUGGAGCCGGGCAUAGUUUAUAGUCCCCUCGUGCCAUCACAGCCUCAUUAUAAUUUAAAUCUGCUGAGCAUUGCUGUCAACGGACAAUUGUUACCAAUUGAUCCAGCAGCAUUUGCAACAUCAAAUAAUCGAGGAACUAUUGUUGACUCUGGAACAACUUUGACAUACCUUGUGGAAGAAGCUUAUGAUCCUUUUGUCAGUGCUAUAACUGCUGUGGUCUCACCAUCUGCAGUUCCCACAAAAUAUAAAGGAAAUCAAUGUUAUCUAGUCUCCACCAGUGUAUCUCAAGUAUUUCCUCCCGUUAGUUUCAAUUUUGCUGGCGGUGCAUCUAUGUUGUUGAAACCGGAAGAGUAUCUUAUUAGUCUUGGUUCCUAUCAGGCUGGUGCUGCAAUAUGGUGCAUUGGUUUUCAGAAGAUUCAAGGAGGAAUAACAAUUUUAGGAGAUCUUGUCCUAAAAGAUAAAAUUUUUGUGUAUGAUAUAGCUCAUCAACGGAUUGGAUGGACUAACUAUGACUGUUCAUUAUCUGUGAAUGUCUCUGUACCUUCUAGCAAGGACUUCAUCAAUGCAGGACAACUGAAUGCGAGCAACUCGGCAAGGGACAUGCUCUUGAAGCUGAUACCUCUGGCCAUUAUGGCUCUCCUAAUGCACAUAUUAGCAUUAGUGGAUUUCCAAUUUUUGUAAUUUAAGCCGCAGGUUUGAAGUUCUAUUCUUUAUGGUAUUGGAAUUAUUGGCCUAGCUGGCUUUUAUUUAGCGGUCGGCUAUGCAUGUGGAUUUACUUGGAUUACACUUGUAGCUGUUCAGGCGUCUAUUCUUCAAAUGGGGGAAUUCAGCUUUUUUCUUGUAAAGGGAAGGCUGCUGGAAUUGUAAAUUAUUGAUAUCUGUGAUAUUGGGUUGGGUGCUGUAGUAUUAUGUUGUUGUUAAGUAGAACAAAACAUUUUGUCCCAGGAGAAAACAAGUCUUCUAUGGUGACAACUUUUGGGAUAGAUAGAGAUAUAUAGAAAUGAUAGUGUCCAUGCUAGUAUGUUUCUUUUCUUAUUUGCUGCUUCUUUGUUACUUCUUGGAUAACUUUAGAAGUGUUAAUAGCUGUAUGACUUCUGUUGAGGAUUGUAAUACCUUUUUUCUCUGAUUAGUGAUUCCUAAAUGAAAUGCACAAAAGUUGUGAAUCUA
Messenger RNA from Jatropha curcas, 2157 nucleotides. RefSeq names its product Eukaryotic aspartyl protease family protein. The record is from RefSeq and is a predicted model, not a curated record. Lineage: Eukaryota; Viridiplantae; Streptophyta; Magnoliopsida; Malpighiales; Euphorbiaceae. Gene Ontology annotation, molecular function: aspartic-type endopeptidase activity. Gene Ontology annotation, biological process: proteolysis.